UGGUUCGUGUUUGAUUGGACAGCAGUGUGGUUGGUUUGAACUGUACGCUUGAAAGGAAGCGCCAGAAGUACAUAGUUUUCUUUGUGGUCGGCUCCUCUCUAUAUAAGCGCUGCAAAAGACAGCUAACGCAGCACCAUUCAUUGGGCAAACGAAAGGAGAUUGGUUCAGUAUGUCUGGUCGUGGGAAAGGAGGUAAGGGUCUCGGUAAGGGAGGCGCUAAGAGGCAUCGUAAGGUACUUCGGGACAACAUCCAGGGCAUCACCAAGCCUGCGAUCCGCCGUUUGGCUCGCCGCGGGGGUGUCAAGCGUAUUUCGGGCCUCAUCUACGAAGAGACUCGCGGCGUCUUGAAGGUCUUCCUGGAAAACGUCAUUCGCGAUGCGGUGACUUACACCGAGCACGCCAAGAGAAAGACUGUGACCGCCAUGGAUGUGGUGUAUGCUCUGAAGCGUCAGGGCCGUACUCUGUAUGGUUUUGGCUUUGCGCUGCGCGCCAGAGCAGGAGAGCUUCACUUGGCCUUCGCCUUGUGGCUCUCCGCCUUCUUGGGCAGCAGCACAGCCUGGAUGUUGGGCAGGACUCCGCCCUGGGCGAUGGUGACUUUGCCCAGCAGCUUGUUCAGCUCCUCGUCGUUGCGGAUGGCCAGCUGCAAGUGGCGGGGGAUGAUGCGCGUCUUCUUGUUGUCCCGCGCCGCGUUGCCGGCCAGCUCCAAGAUCUCGGCGCUCUUGAGUCUACCGCCACAGGGCUCUGCAGCGGGGAAGGAUGGGUGGGUGUUUGACUGGAUGGAUGACCACCAGAAGAACGACGGUUUCAGUCUAAUGCUGUGCACAACCCAGGCGGAAAUAGACUGGGAUGAUACCCACUGGCCCUUACGUGGAGCACCAUACGCCACAAACAAGGCCGUGGUGGAUCUGAAAGGCGCCAUGCAGAAAUUCUGGCAGAGAAAUUCUGGCAUUGAACACAAGCAGAAGUCAGUCUUCCCUGUGGUCGGAAUUAGUACUAUAAAUGAACUCUCUGUAGGCAGCUUUUUAAACGUUUGUAAUCGGAGUGGUGUGAGUACUUGCAUUAAGAUGUCUGGACGUGGGAAAGGAGGUAAGGGUCUGGGAAAGGGAGGCGCUAAGAGGCAUCGUAAGGUACUUCGGGACAACAUCCAGGGCAUCACCAAGCCUGCGAUCCGCCGUUUGGCUCGCCGCGGGGGUGUCAAGCGUAUUUCGGGCCUCAUCUACGAAGAGACUCGCGGCGUCUUGAAGGUCUUCCUGGAAAACGUCAUCCGCGAUGCGGUGACUUACACCGAGCACGCCAAGAGAAAGACUGUGACCGCCAUGGAUGUGGUGUAUGCUCUGAAGCGGCAGGGCCGUACUCUGUAUGGUUUUGGUGGCUAAUUCAUAACACAGCUGACCGUAAACUCCAAAGGCCCUUUUAAGGGCCACCCACCUAUUCAUAAAAAGAGCUAUUGCUGUUAACGUGUUA
Molecule: messenger RNA, 1463 nt
Organism: Hemicordylus capensis (graceful crag lizard)
Lineage: Eukaryota; Metazoa; Chordata; Lepidosauria; Squamata; Cordylidae
Exons: 6
Coding region: 170-1375 (401 amino acids)
Biological process (GO): nucleosome assembly
Cellular component (GO): nucleosome
Molecular function (GO): structural constituent of chromatin; DNA binding; protein heterodimerization activity
Source: RefSeq, a predicted model, not a curated record